This is a messenger RNA of Oryzias latipes (Japanese medaka), 2305 nucleotides long. RefSeq names its product DIX domain containing 1a (gene dixdc1a). Gene Ontology annotation, cellular component: cytosol. Gene Ontology annotation, biological process: canonical Wnt signaling pathway. NCBI's taxonomy places the organism in Eukaryota, Metazoa, Chordata, Actinopteri, Beloniformes, Adrianichthyidae. The record is from RefSeq and is a predicted model, not a curated record.
AGCACGUGCAGUCAAGCAGAACAGAGGGAGGCUGAGAGGAGGGGGAGAGAGAACAGAAAGAAAAAAGAAUCAGAUAAAGGAGAGACUGGGGUGUCUAAGAGCUACAUCAGCUCUUGUUCUCAAAGAACAAAAAACAAUGUGCUUGUGAGCUCAACCAUCAGGCGGGUGCAAUGAACUACCAGGCAGGCUGAGUCGCUGGAUUUGCUGAGCUCCAGCCCUCUGCGCCUCCGUCUCUGCCAGCUUGGACUCAGCCGUGGUAAUGAUUUGGAGGCAGGGCUUUGGGAAGGAGGUUUUCAUGUGGAUUUGGAGCUUUGUGUUUUAGGAAUAUUCCGCCGGAGAGGAUUUGAGCGUGCGGUUAUUUUUGAUUAAACACAGUGUGCGACGGGGAGGCUCCUGUGCGCGCCGCUCCGUGGGCUGCCGCCGGUGCUGCGGGGAUGACUGAGAAGCAGGGCAGCGCCCAGAUGCAGGGCUCCGGCUGUAUGGGGGCUUAGGUCUAUAAAUACCAGCAUGGGAGCUAAACAGAUGAAAUGUCUCAGCUCAACCAGCCCCGCCCACUCCCCCAAAGAGGAGUACGUUAUCACCAAAUCGACUGACACCGCUGCAGAGGAGGCAGUGCACGAGCGGCCAGAGAAGCAGGGGGAACCCCAGCAGGACAAAUCCGAGCAGACAGAGCGGAAAUCUGCUCCAGAGGAGGUGUCUCUUUGUGGAUUAUGUCCCUCCCUUGGGUACAAUGGGCAGGAGGAGGAAAAGUCUUGGGAGGAGCAACUGGAUGCCCAACAGGAGCAGCUGGAGAAGGAGAUGCAGGAAGCCAGGAGGAUGGUAUUCCGCCUGCAGGGUUUGCUGCUGCAAGGUGUCCUACCUGAAGAUGACAAGGACGGAUCCAUGGGUUUCGCGGAGAACCGGGCUAGCGCAGAUCAGCAACUGGUUUUAAUCCGCAGUCGUCUGGACCAAAGCAUGGAGGAAGCCCUUGAUCUCAAGAGGGAGCUCCUCAGACACAAACAGGAGACGCGGCACAUUCAAGCCAUUAAGGAUGCCUUGCAGCAGCGUCUGGCUUUACAGGAGGACGCUGUGCUGCAGCUAAAGCAGGAUCUGCUGAGGUGCAACAUGGCCAAAGAUCAGCUGGAGAGAGAAAACGAGGAGCUCAAACGCAAGCUGAGCGAAAGGGACAAAUUACUUAAUGAACAUGAGCAACAUUUUGGAAGGAAAGAGAGAAUUCUGCAGCAGCAAAAGCUUGACGAGGCUCAGCACAAAGCACAUGAAGUCAGCCAUGGACGGUCAUUCAGAGGUGAAAGUAGAAGCUACAGGGACUCAGUGACGUCAACAUCUCCUCCAUCAUUCCAGCACAACGCACCAGGGGAGGAGCUGCAGCUGGUUAGGGAAGCUCUCCGCAGUUUGAGGGACAGUUUCUCAGGACAUGACCCUCAGCAUCACACCUUGGACACUCUGGAGCAGGGCGUGUCCAGCCUCAUGGACCGUCUGCACUCCCUGGAAACGCAGCGCAGACAGGACCGAGGGGAGGAGUUUAGGUCGCCGGGACGCAGAGCCAACUCAACAGACCGUGACUCAUGGCCACCGAGCUCCAAAAUGGCGCACUCCCACAGCAGCCCGGGAUUAGACGCGGCUGUUUCCACUAAAGUGCUCUACUUCACAGACCGCUCACUCACUCCAUUCCUGAUUAACAUCCCGAAAAGGCUGGGUGAAGUGACACUUCGGGACUUCAAGGCUGCCGUGGACAGACAAGGCAAUUUCAGAUACCACUUUAAGGCCCUUGACCCAGAGUUUGGCACAGUGAAGGAGGAGGUGUUUCAGGAUUCUGCAGUUGUGCCUGGCUGGGAGGGGAAGAUCGUAGCGUGGGUGGAGGAGGACCACGGAGAGCGCAGAUGAGGCUCCAAAACCCAGAGAUCAACAUUACAAACCUCAGUUGCUCUCACUAACCACUUAAAAAAACAUGUGAUGCAAUGCAAACCACAGUAAAAUAUUAAGUAUUUAACCAAGAACAAGUGCCAAAGGUGAUCAGAUGUUUCUAGAGUCAGCUUUGUUGUCACACUGAAUGUUGGAUUUCCCAAAAAAAUGACAUCUAGGAAACACUUUGUUGAAGAGGAUGCAUAUUAAACAUUGUUUGAAGCUAAACACACAAAAUUCCAAUUUUAUAAAAAGUGAAUUCAUGUAAAAAAUGCUCAGUUUACAUAAAGGCUGCUAACAAACCUCAAAAUGGAAGCCUUGGCUGACAACAUUCCAGAAUGCCAAACAGUGACGUUAUUCUGCAUCUGUUUUGAUGUUUUAAUAAACAUGAACAACAAGCUAU